AUACAGUCAGUGUAUGUGAUGGAGGAAGACUCAGUCACUUUACAAACUUUUGUUACUAAAAUACAUGAAGACGACGACAUACUGUGGAUAUUUGGAGCUGAAACAUUCCUCAUAGCUAAAAUCAGCAUUGAGAACCAAAUCUUCUCCACAUAUGAUGGUCCUGAUGGGAGAUUCAGAGACAGACUGAAGGUGGAUCAUCAAACUGGAUCUCUGACCAUCACAAACAUCACAACUCAACACGCUGGAGAUUAUAAACUAGAGAUAAAUGGAAUGAAACGGUCAUCAAAAACAUUCAGCGUUUCUGUCUACGCUCCUCUACCUGCUCCUGACAUUACCAGAGAUUGUUCAUCAUCAUCAUCAUCAUCAUCAUCUUCAUCAUCAUCGUCAUCAUCAUAUUGUUCAUUGUUGUGUUCAGUGGUGAAUGUGAGUCAUGUGACUCUCUCCUGGUACAAAGGAAACAGUUUAUUGUCCAGCAUCAGUGUGUCUGAUCUCAGCAUCAGUCUCUCUCUACCUCUGGAGGUGGAAUAUCAGGAUAAAAACACCUACAGCUGUGUGCUCAACAAUCCCAUCAGCAACCAGACUCAGCACCUCAACAUUACUGAACUCUGUCGGCCAUGUUCAGGUAUGUCGGUGUUGGGCCUACCAUUAUUUUACAUAGUGCUGAUUCCUUCUGCUGCUGGAUCUCUGUUGAUUGUAGUUUCAGUCGUGAUCUUCUGCAUCUGCAGGAAAUGUAGAAAAACAGCCCAGACCCAAGAGGAAGACAGAAUUGAUUCAGCAUUGUGUAAACCAAAAACACGAAAAACGAAAUCAAAGACUGACGCUGUGUAUGAAAAUGUCCCCAAAAAGCGAUGA
This is a messenger RNA of Sinocyclocheilus rhinocerous, 852 nucleotides long. RefSeq names its product natural killer cell receptor 2B4-like. The transcript is spliced from 5 exons. NCBI's taxonomy places the organism in Eukaryota, Metazoa, Chordata, Actinopteri, Cypriniformes, Cyprinidae. The record is from RefSeq and is a predicted model, not a curated record. Bases 19 to 852 code for a protein of 277 amino acids.